Kalmanozyma brasiliensis GHG001 is the source of this 237-nucleotide messenger RNA. RefSeq lists its product as uncharacterized. NCBI's taxonomy places the organism in Eukaryota, Fungi, Basidiomycota, Ustilaginomycetes, Ustilaginales. Bases 1 to 237 code for a protein of 78 amino acids. The record is from RefSeq and is a predicted model, not a curated record. The transcript is spliced from 2 exons.
AUGGCCUCGCUCUUCUCGCCUUUCCGCAACACAUACCGAUAUCUCCAAUAUGCGGCACACGAGCACCCAGUGGUCUUCUUCUCGAUCCUCAUCGGCUCGGUUGGACCCGUGGCGGUGGUGACGGUACCACCCAUUCGCAAAGCAUACGGCUGGAAGCCUGCCGAGAAGGUGCCCACAUCCUACCCUCUUCCGGCUCGCGCACGAGAAGAGAUCUCGGCAUACGGCGACGACGAGUAG